UCCAAAUUCUAUUCUUACUGUUAUUUAUUUAUUUAUUUUUCCUGGGAAAGUUGGAGAGCGCUUUUCGUUUAGCGGCUGGUGAUCUCAAAAAUUUUCUGUUGUCUUCUCCGGGAAGUUCAUUUUCCCGGAAGAAUUUCAACCCCGAAUUCGCCUUCUCGCGCGUUUCUUUUCUGAAUCGGGCUUUUAACAGGAAAUUGAGGGCAAUUGAUCUCUAAUGGCGUCCACCAGCAGAAUGGUGCCAUCUGGAGAAGACGAAACUCAGGAAGAAGAGCUUGAAAGAUUUGAUGAUUUUACUCUCGCCUCUUCAUGGGAAAGAUUUAUAUCUGAAAUAGAGGCAGUUUGUCGGCAGUGGUUAGCUGAUGGUCCGAAGAAUUUGUUGGAAAAGGGUGCGGUUCAAUUGGAGUUCUCUCAGAAAUUAUAUAGGGUCAAAUUUGAGUUGAAAUAUGCUGCAAAGAGCUAUAGCGUGGAUUAUUAUUUUGAAAAGAACAGUGGUGGAAAAAUAGCAGAUUGGGAUUGCACUUUGCAUGAUUUGCAGUUAUGCUUUGGUGUGAAGGAAUUUUUGGUGAUUGCUCCUCAAAGUGCCAGCGGUGUGGUUCUUGAUGCACCAGAGGCUAGCAAGCUCUUAAGUGCAGUUGCAAUUGCUUUGUCAAACUGUUCCAGCUUGUGGCCGGCAUUUGUUCCAGUACAUGAUCCUUCUCGAAAAGCUUAUAUUGGAAUUCAAAAUAUGGGAACUGUUUUCACUAGAAGAUUUGAGGCAGAUCGAAUUAGUAGCCAGGUUCCAGUAAAGCUCAUGCAUUUGGAAGGCUUAUACGAGCUAUUUGUUUCUAAGUUUGGUUACUCCACACUGGAUUAUGCUAUGCGCCUUUUCAAAGUUCAGUUUACAAUGAAGUCAACAUACAGAACCAUUCCCAAUGAUGAUGAUGACGACAACGAUCUCCAGAGACCUGCUGCAGAAAUUGAAGAUUAUGGAAGAACUCGUGAUGGUGACACUGACGCAUCUAACAGAUCACAGUGGGAUGAUGAUUGUCCUUGGAGUGAGUGGUAUUCUGCAGAGAACCCAGUAAAAGGAUUUGAAUUAAUUGCCACAUGGCCAGAGAAGAUGGUUGAAAGUUCUCUUGAAAUGGCUGAAUUAGAAAAUGCGUCACCCCAUGAAGCUGAAAAGUGGAUGAUACUUCCAAUCCUGUCACCAAAUUUCGAUAGUUCAGAAGGAAACAGUAGUUCUGAAGGAAACAGAAUUGGAUUUGCUUCCCAACUGCGCCUUUUGGUUGAUGCAUUAGAUAUGUCUUUUGAUGCCCAUUUCAUGGAGGAUUUUGUAUCAGUUGAAAACCCAAGUUCUGCUAAUCUUAAAUCUUCCAUGGUUGUACCCCCACCAACAGUAAUUGAUCGGCUGCUCAAAGAUCUCUUUCAUGAGGGAUCUCAACUCCCAGAUUUUACUGGAGGAGAGCAUAAGAAUUCUCGAGCUAUUAAAGGCGCACCUCUAGGAUCUCUUUUUGCGCAGUUUUGUCUACAUUCACUAUGGGUUGGGAGCUGCAACAUUCGUGCUAUUGCUGUGCUCUGGAUAGAGUUUAUUCGAGAGGUCCGUUGGUGUUGGGAGGAGUCACAGCCGUUGCCCAAAAUGCAUGCUAAUGGUUCCAUUGACCUGUCAACUUGUUUGAUUAACCAGAAAUUGCAAAUGCUUGCUAUAUGCAUUGAGAAGAAGUGUGAACUAAAUGAAGAAUUUCAAGAUUGUAUAGAAAGCAAUGAUCAUAUCAAGGAAGAUGGUCUAGUAGCGAAUGAGGCAACUAAUAUGCAUAUACCUAGGGAAGAGUUUUAUGGGAUUCGUGACAGCCCCUUGACUCAAGAUGGCUUGCGUUGUUCUGAACCAAUCAAGUCAAAGUCUAGUAUGAAGCAUAAAGAUGCGUCAUCUACUGAUGAAAAAUCUUCAGAUCGUAUCAGGAGAGGUUCAGCUGGUGUGGUGGGAUCUAUGAUGCUAUUGAAGUCAUAUCAGAGCAUGCAUGCCCCUUUCACACAGGAUCCAUCACUGAUGACAGAAGACAUGCAUGAAGAACGAUUGCAGGCUGUUGAAGCAUCUGGUGGUUCUUUUAACUUUUCUGCUCAGUUGGAGAGAGAUAUCUUAUCAUCAGACAUGGCAGCAUUCAAAGCAGCUAAUCCCGAUGCCAUUUUUGAAGAUUUUAUUCGGUGGCAUUCUCCUGGAGAUUGGGAGAAUGAUAAGACAGAAAGAAGUGGACCAUCCAGAAACUUAAUGGAUGGUUUGAAGGAUGAUUGGCCUCCUCGAGGCCGACUUUCACAACGAAUGUCUGAGCGCGGAAACCUAUGGCGAAAAAUUUGGAAUGAUGCACCUGCUUUACCUGCUUAUGAGCAGAAACCACUUUUGGAUCCAAAUCGAGAAGGAGAGAAGAUCCUUCAUUACCUGGAGACAUUAAGACCCCAUCAACUGCUAGAGCAAAUGGUUUGUACUGCCUUUAGAGCAUCAGCUGACACACUGAAUCAGACUAAUUUUGGAGGGUUGAAGCAGAUGACAAUGAAAAUCGAGCAGCUUUACCUUACUUUGGCAUCUGUGUUGAAGGAUUUACAAACAAAUAGUAUAUCUGGCAACAGUGAGACUAUCGAAGACCUAAGACGGCUGUGUGUCAUCUUUGAACAUGUUGAGAAGUUACUUACUCUUGCAGCUUCUCUUCAUCGCAAGUUCAUUCAAGCACCACGUCUUUCUGCAGAUAUCUUCACUGACUACUAUAACUUUUAUCUUCCAAGAAUGGGAACAGGCUCCUCAGAUGUCAAUGAAAAGGAGUUCAAUAAGAAGCAGUACGUAAGAAUGCAGGAGAGACAAAUUGUAUCAGAUAUGUUUACACCACCUACUCCUAACCAGUCAUGGAGAAAAGUACUAAGCAUGGGUAAUCUUCUCAACGGGCAUGAGCCGAUUGCCAGGGAAAUUAUAUUUUCUAUGCGCGAUAGCAUGAACAAUCAUCAUUAUGCUGCCCAAACUCCAAAGGACUUCAAAGAAGAAAUAGAGACAUAUAGAAUGUACACAUGUGGAACCUCAAAUGAUCUUCGUGUAGCACUUUCUGUUACCUCAUUUGAUUAAUUUUUGGUGAUUUACAUAUUAAAUAUUGUCUUUGUUUUGAUUGGAUUUCCCAGAAUUCAUCUCAAGUGGUAUUGUUUUGGCAUACGCUUAAAAUUGUGAUAAUAUGAAGUAUGGUAUUUGAAUAGAAUGAAUUUUCAAUUCAUAUUUUAA
This is a messenger RNA of Hevea brasiliensis (rubber tree), 3232 nucleotides long. RefSeq lists its product as uncharacterized. Bases 215 to 3082 code for a protein of 955 amino acids. The transcript has 23 exons. Gene Ontology annotation, molecular function: GTPase activator activity. NCBI's taxonomy places the organism in Eukaryota, Viridiplantae, Streptophyta, Magnoliopsida, Malpighiales, Euphorbiaceae. The record is from RefSeq and is a predicted model, not a curated record. Gene Ontology annotation, biological process: positive regulation of GTPase activity.